AUGUGCAAAAAAAGCCCCAAAGUGAAAAAUUCUAGGGCUGAUGGGGCUACAAGGCUCGACAGUGGCGCAGGAAGGCUCGACAGUGGCGCAGGCCCAAUUCGAAACCCAACCUUUAUGCUGCACAAAUUAACGAAGGCGCCGGCCACUCAGGUGACCCUAACUAGGGACGAAGCCCUAGAAAUGUACACGCAAAUGCACACCAUACGGCGCAUGGAAACGGCCGCCGCCAAUUUGUACAAAGAAAAAAACAUUAGGGGCUUUUGUCAUUUGUAUUCUGGACAGGAAGCAGUCGCUGUAGGCUUUAAACAAGCCCUAAGACCCCAAGAUUCAGUAAUUACAGCUUACAGGGCUCACGGGUGGACGUAUGUGAUGGGGGUGAAACCCCUAGCGGUCAUGGCUGAGCUUACCGGUAGACAAACGGGGACCAGGGAGGAGGUGCAAGAGGUGCAAGAGGUGUGCCAAACCAGAGAUCCCAUCACUUUCACUAAAGAGAAAAUUAUUUCGUCCAAUCUGGUGACUGCCGAGGAAAUUAAGAAAAUCGAUGCGCAGAUCAAGACGGAUAUUGAUACAGCUACUGAGCAGGCUAAAAGGGACAAGGAGAUUGGACUGGAUGAGCUUUCAGCGGAUAUUACUGCCAAUCAUUUGGGGAGCGACAUCAGGGGUGUGUCGAUUUUCGCUCCCUUGAAGCAUAAACGGAUCGGGCCCGCUAAUAAUUUGAAAUAA
This is a messenger RNA of Ceutorhynchus assimilis (cabbage seed weevil), 723 nucleotides long. Lineage: Eukaryota; Metazoa; Arthropoda; Insecta; Coleoptera; Curculionidae. The record is from the annotation of a GenBank genome assembly.